GAUUUUUUAACAGUUGCGUUCAGUCUUCAGAAUGCUAUAUAAGUAUAACAAGGAAUAUUAUAAUUUAGAAAUAAACAAAAAAUAAUAAUAAAAAAGACUGAAAACAGCGUAGGCUAAUAGCUGGUAAUAGCUAAUUAUUAAUAACGCUGAAAAUAUGAAAUAAAAAUAACAAAAAUGGCCUGAACUAAAAAAUAUCUUGAAAGAAGUUCCGAAUUUUUGAAAUUUUUCUGUAAAAAAAAUGAUUAGGCGGAAGGCGGCCUACUCACUUAGAAUCUUUAGUUUUCGAACAAAAUAUUUUAUAAACUUCUAGAUCGCGAUUGAUUUAUAGUUUUUAAUAGUUUUUAACCCCAAUAUUUUGCCAAUUUAUUCAGGAAAACUAAAGAAAACAUCUAGGCGGAUACGUCUACUGACAGCAAGCUGAUCAGCUGUUAGAGCAGACGAUGAAAUUAUGUCUUCCCUUCUUGCGAGUUGAGUUGAGUUGUCAUACAACCGGUGAACCGGAUAUUCAGACUAUAGACAGUAGGCCUAGUUAAGAACAAUAAAAAUUCAGUGAAAACUAUUUCAAAUGGGAAAUGUCGUAUAAGAAUUUGACAGAAAAGGUUACUCGUUUAGUCAAGUCUUUGCCUAGUACUCUGUCACUGUCAGUAAAGCCGCUAAAAGGGAGAGUUUCUUCCUGGAUAUAUCUUAAAAAUAAACAAUACGAGGAGAUUGUUGGUCUGACGGAAGUAAAGGCAGCACAGAAUCGUGUUUUGCUGUCAGAACAAAAAUUUAUCAAGUCUCAGGAAGACAGACGAGAUCUACAAAGAAAAAUAAGUCUUGUACAACUAAAAUUACAUGAACUUCAUAUUGAACUAGAUCGAGUUCCACGGGGGGAUGAUAAAUAUCUUGCUCUCAUUACCCAGGAACACUCUGUGAUCAAGGAAGAAAAAUUUCUAAAAGAAGACUUACAGUUGCUAGAAAAAGAAGAACGAGAAAAUUUUGCUAUCUUGUCACAUACUGUAAGAGAUUCUCAUGAAAAAGAAAGAGCACAAGCUGAAAAAACUAAAUAUUGGUCAAUUAUUGGAUCAGUUAUGGGUACAAUUGUUGGUGUUCUUGGAUCCACAAUCAACAAUCAUUUGAAAAUGAAAGAGCUCAGAGAAUUGGUUGAAAAUGCAACUAAACACAACCACAUACUUAUGAAUCCAGAAGAACUAUCAACACAUAUUUCUUCUGCUGUACAGCAACAUUUGCAAGCACCUCAAACAAGUCAAGAUGUUUUAGAAGGAAAAUGGAAGGAGUUAAAAAGUUCCUUGUUACAAACAAUACAGCAUGAAUCUGAGGGCCAAAAAAAAUCCCUCAUAGAACUAAGCCAGCAAUUCAAAGCCUCAAACAAUACUGUAGUCAGCAUGGACAAUGUAAAUACUAUGGAUGUAGAAAACUUUUUUUGUACAGCAGAGCAAAACAUGAAAACUUUAUUAGAUCAGCAAGCACAGCAUAGUAAUAAACUCUUUGCCAUCAGUGUUAUUCUAAUUCCAACUUGCACUUGGGUGUUAUGCAAGCUUUUAAAUCUUUAAUUUACAUAUCCUCUGUGGGGUAGGAAAAUAAAUUUGUAAACUGUAUUUUAAUAGAGUAAAUCUGAUUCUGUAAUACGAAGCAUUAUAUCUUGUUUAAAACAAAUAACUGAUACUAAUACGGAAAAUUACAACCGGUAAACUUG
Messenger RNA from Daphnia pulex (common water flea), 1696 nucleotides. RefSeq names its product mitochondrial potassium channel-like. The transcript has 2 exons. Lineage: Eukaryota; Metazoa; Arthropoda; Branchiopoda; Diplostraca; Daphniidae. The coding region runs from base 573 to 1553 and encodes 326 amino acids. The record is from RefSeq and is a predicted model, not a curated record.